Molecule: messenger RNA, 1860 nt
Organism: Pseudoliparis swirei
Lineage: Eukaryota; Metazoa; Chordata; Actinopteri; Perciformes; Liparidae
Gene: mcl1b
Product: MCL1 apoptosis regulator, BCL2 family member b
Exons: 4
Coding region: 140-1006 (288 amino acids)
Biological process (GO): intrinsic apoptotic signaling pathway in response to DNA damage; extrinsic apoptotic signaling pathway in absence of ligand; mitochondrial fusion
Cellular component (GO): mitochondrial outer membrane
Molecular function (GO): channel activity; protein homodimerization activity; protein heterodimerization activity
Source: RefSeq, a predicted model, not a curated record
AGUGAACGCACUGAUAAAAGGCUAGCUUAAUUUUUUUUCAGGACUUAGUCCUAGCAGCGAUUCUUUACCACCCCCAUUGUAAUCUUUUUAUUUAUUUAAAAGUAACUAACUCGCAACUUUUCAACAACAAAAAAUCAAAAUGAAUAUAAUUCCAAGCACGAAACGGGCCGCGUUUAAGAUGACGGGAGUCAUGGGCUGUAUUAUCCUUCCUCAAAAUGGAGGCGCGGAGAGACCCGCGCACUACGGCUCGGUAGAUUCCUCCCCGCAGGUCGCCAUGGCCUCAGCUAAGGACUCCCGCGGUGCCAACGCGGGGUCCAUCGACACACCGAAGCGGCCCAAGAUCCUCGGCGUGAGCUCGACUAGCAGCUACUCAUCAAAACUGAACGAGGACGCGGACGGCGGCGGCUCGCUGCCGUCCACCCCGGAGCCAGACAGCGAGAUCGACGCGUUGGACUCCUCGGCGGGGGCCGCGGUGCUGGAGAACGACACGAGGCAGCUCAUGGGCCGGUUCCUCGCAGACUUUACCGGACUUUCGAAAGCCCAGUGGCACGAAAGCAGAGAACUGACUACGAUGAAAAGGGUCGUGAAAGACGUUUUGGAGAAGCAUAGAUACGCGUACAAUGGGAUGAUCAACAAAUUGUCAUUGGAUGACAGAAAUGAAGACACAAGCUUUGUCAGAGAAGUAGCCAAGAGCCUCUUUGCGGACGGGACCACAAACUGGGGCCGCAUCGCCAGCCUGGUGGCCUUUGGGGCCGUGGUGUGUCAACACCUGAAGGAGAAGAACCGGGGGAACUGUGUGGAGCUGGUGGGCCAGGAGAUCUCUACGUACCUGCUCUCUGACCAGCGGGACUGGCUGGUCAAAAACAAUGCAUGGGAUGGCUUCGUCGAAUUCUUUCGGGUCGCCGACCCAGAGUCCACAGUGAGGAACACACUCAUGGCCGUCGCUGGAUUUGCUGGCAUUGGGGCGACACUGGCCCUGUUGAUAAGCCGCUGCGGUGAGACGUGAGAACCGGUGAUCGUCGACGGCCCACGGAACAAAAAGAACUGCACCCGGAAGGAAGUUUUACUGGCACUUUAAUGUCUACUUUUUAAUUACCAUUGUUGUGACUGGUGCAUGAUUAAAAACUGACAUUUGAAAAAAAAAAACAUUCAGCAUGAAAUAUCGUUCCGUUUUCCUCUCUUAUGGUGGGCGGCUUUCUAACGAGGAAGUAGAGUUCUUGUGAAAUUCGACCUCACCCACCCCCACCCCCCGGUUACGUGGCUUUCAGCUGCACAAAUUUAAUUCAACUUUUUCUUGUGUUUAUGAGUGGAAGUAGAAGUUCCAGAGACGGACGUCUCAGAACCUCGGAACUUGAAACCGGAAUUGCAUCGAUGUGAAGAGAAAGAGAAAAAUAGCUUGAUUUAGCUUUCCUCAAGACUUUCCACGAUGAAUUUGGGGAUUUCAAUUUCAACAAAAAAUUAUAUAUAUAUAUAUAUAUAUAUACAUGUAUGUCAAAUUGUUUUAUUUUUGAAAACUUAAUUUCUUGUCUGUCUGAAAUAGGGACGCGCCAAUGCGAGUCUCAAAACCGGUCCAACUAUUUCACUCAUGUGCCCGAUGGCAGGAUCGGAUCGGUGCAUCUCGAGUUUCAGUUUAUUUCUGAUGUUUGUUAUUAUAAUUAUAAUUAUUAUUAGAGUAAUAUAACAACAACAAAUACUAAAUUACUCUUCUUUUUUUUUUACCGCUGAUGAUCCUCCAUAUUUUGAUUCUUUUGUGCUAUAGAAAACAGAUCUCAUAAUAUGAGACAGAAAAUAAUCUUUUGUCUGUAUCACUACAGGUAAAAUGCACAAAUUUGCACUUUAAAUAAACAUAUUUUAUCAUUG